AGUAGUAAUAGCAGUAGUAAUAGCAGCAGUAGUAGUAGUAGUAAUAGUAGUAAUAAUAAUAACAACAAUAACAACAACAAUAACAACAAUAAUAAAAAUAGUAAUAAUAAUAAUAGUAGUAGUAGUAAUAAUAAUAAUGAUAAUGAUGGUAGUAAUGAUGGUGAUAGUGGUAAUAGUGAUAAUACUGAUGCUGAUGCUGAUGUUGUUGCUAUUGAUGAUGAUGAUGAUGAUACUGAUGCUGAUGUUGCUAUUGAUGAUGAUGAUGAUGAUGAUAAUGAUAAUAAUAAUAAUAAUGAUAAUAAUAAUAAUAAUAUUAAUAAUAUUAAUAAUAAUAUU
This is a messenger RNA of Apis laboriosa (Himalayan honeybee), 336 nucleotides long. RefSeq names its product probable serine/threonine-protein kinase fhkE. Lineage: Eukaryota; Metazoa; Arthropoda; Insecta; Hymenoptera; Apidae. The transcript has 2 exons. The record is from RefSeq and is a predicted model, not a curated record. The annotation marks the transcript as partial.